CCUUCCUAUGUCCUUUCUGGGGGGCCCCUCCCUCCGCCUUCUCUCUCCCUCCCACAGUGGCGGGAGAACGAUUCGAAGGGUCCCGAGGAGGUUAUGUGGGUCUGGGGCAGUAAUUUCAGGUCCUCGGGUACCUCGAAGGGAGUGGCAUGUUUCUAACCGGAUUGAGGAGCCAGAAAGAGUUGAACUCCACCUGUCAAUUUUGCAAGAAGGAAUUCUGAGCUCUCCCACGUGCAACCUCUUGCCCGUCCCCACCGCCCCAUCUUUGCAAGCACAAAGUCCGAGGUCUGGGUGUGUAUUCGAAGGCGUACUCUGCCCCGCCCUGAGCCCGUGGCUUGGAAAGAAAAAACCUUAAGACUAGAAGCGCGCAUGCACAGGUGUGCCAUACACAUGCAAGGACAUACACGCCCCCAAAGCACCCGGCUCCCAGGCUUUCCAAAAGGCCGUGUCCACUUCCCAGCUGAGUGCAGGCCGCGCUGCUGAGCUGGGGCAUGGUGUGAUGAGGCGGAUGGCUCCUCCGCGGUUUCUCAGCCUUGGGGCUCACGUGCCGCACAAGCAAGAUGUUCGAGGUCCUUCAGUCCUAUUGUGAGUGAGGGGUUCGGACAGGGCUGGCAGGUCCCAAGUUCCACCUGUGUUAAGAUGAUCAGAUACAGGAACACCCAUUGCCUUGCUCCAUGGACAGUUCCAUAAAGACAGUGCCAAAACCUGUGUACAAAAGCAACAAGGAGGAAGGAUACUACCAAGUGAUGCAAACAGAAAUUCCACCAGCCUCCAGACGACAUCGUGUGUCAUACCUUGCCAAGCUCUGUGAGCUUUCGCUUCGGACUGCCUCGGUCACUUCCAGGCGAGUAAGCUCAAGGCUUGGCUCUCCAGCAGGAAGACCAUGACUGACGGCGAGUUUGGAUAUAUUCACAUGCUGGCCCAGGACUAUCUGAGGUACGUGCUGCAGAUACCACAGCCUGGAUCUGGUUCAAGCAAAACAUCCAGAGUGUUACAAGACGUGGCUUUCUCAGUCCAAAAUGAAGUUGAAAAGAAUUUGAAACCAUGCUUGGAUAAUUUUGAUGUCGUGUCCAUAGACACUGCCAGGACAAUAUUCAAUCAAGUGAUGGAAAAGGAAUUUGAAGAUGGCAUCAUUAACUGGGGAAGGAUUGUGACCAUCUUUGCAUUUGAAGGUAUUCUCAUCAAGAAACUUCUUCGAGAACGAAUUGCCCCAGAUGUGGACACUUACAAGAUUUCUUACUUUGUUGCGGAGUUCAUAACGAAAAACACAGGCGAAUGGAUAAGGCAAAACGGAGGCUGGGAAAAUGGCUUUGUAAAGAAAUUCGAACCCAAAUCUGGCUGGCUGACUUUUCUGGAAGUUACAGGAAAGAUCUGUGAAAUACUAUGUCUCCUGAAGCAAUUCUAUUGACGUAACAGGACAUUCCACAUUGUGAAACCUGCCUAAUUUUCGUGCCUCUUGUAAUAAGUACUGCCAACACUUACAUCUACUUCUAAACAAAGAAUGCUUGACGUUCCAGAGUUAUGGAAAUUUUGCCCCCUUUUUAAUGAAUAAAUUGUGUGUAUUUGUCUCUA
Messenger RNA from Vicugna pacos (alpaca), 1569 nucleotides. Lineage: Eukaryota; Metazoa; Chordata; Mammalia; Artiodactyla; Camelidae. The record is from RefSeq and is a predicted model, not a curated record.